Messenger RNA from Funneliformis geosporum, 1326 nucleotides. The record is from the annotation of a GenBank genome assembly. NCBI's taxonomy places the organism in Eukaryota, Fungi, Glomeromycota, Glomeromycetes, Glomerales, Glomeraceae.
AACCUCAACUUACUAAUAACGAAUUAAGUCCGGAAUAUCAGAACUGGGAAAGUCAAAUCAACCAAAUAACCGAUAUUCAGCAAAUUACUAACUUUCAAGCUAGAAUUUUAGCCGAUAUUCAAGCCCGCCGACACGACAAAAAAACCGCUCAAAAAAGUUAUCAAGAGAAUCAAGCCGAAGCAGAAAAUUUGAAAAAAGAAAAAGCGGCUGAAAACCCCUCAGAAUAUAGCGAAGAGGCCAAGCAAAAAAUUGAAAAGAAACUAAAAAAUAAUGGAUUAGUGGAAAUUGAAACUAAACUCACCCAAACUAUUUAUCAAAAAGGAGUAAAAAGAAAAGUAGCGGACUUAACUUCCCGGGUCAAUCAAGUUCUAAACUCAAAAUCGGAUAAAAACCAAAUAGCAACUCUCAAAAAAGAAUUAUUGCAAUUUAUCAGUAGCAGUAAUAUUUACUACACUUCCCACAAAAAGGAAGUUAAAAGUUUAUUAACUAAAUUAGAAAAUUACUCGACUAAUAACCAACAGAGUAAUCUUUAUAGAAUACUUGGUGUGAAUAAGGAAUUAGAAAUUAAAAUUAUUGAUUAUUUAAAAAGGCUAGAAAAGAAUGAAAUUUCUCCUCCGAUAAAUAGUAAAAAAAAAGGUCUUUUACUAAUUAGCAAAAGUGAAUACGAAAAACUAGAUCAAGAACAAAAAGAAUAUCAAGAAUUAAGCCAAGAACUAAGCAAAGAAGAACAAAAUCUUAUCCUUGCGGAAGUUGAAGGCCUCAAAGAAAAAAAAGCCAAAUUAAUUAAUAAAAUUAAAGAACAAAUAAUUGAAGAAGAGGGUAUCAGUCAAAGUGUCAUUAUGGAAAUUCGUCCGGGACCAGGAGGAAAUGAGGCUGGGUUAUUUGUCCGUGAUUUAUAUCGUAUGGGGAAAGGAGUUUUCAACUAUCUAAAAAACGAAUCUGGGGUGCAUCGUGUUCAAAGAAUUCCUAAAACUGCAAAAGGGGGAGAAAUACAUACCUCUACUGCUACAGUUGUUAUCUUGCCAGAAUUCCAGGAUAUAAAAUUAGAUAUUUCCAAAAAGAACUUGAAAAUAGAAACUUGCCGAGCCAGUGGAGCAGGUGGUCAACAUGUCAAUACUACUGAUUCAGCCGUAAAGGUAACUUAUACUUAUUUUGUUAAUGGCAAGACUGAAACCAUUACAGCUACUUCCCAAGAUGGACGAAGUCAGCACGAUAACCGCGAAAGAGCCUUAACUGUUCUAAAAGACCGUUUGUUAGAAAAACUACAAACCGAUCAAGCAAAAGAAGUUGGAAAUUUGCGUUCCUCUAUGAUUGGCAGUUCUGAGC